This is a messenger RNA of Gossypium raimondii (Peruvian cotton), 1604 nucleotides long. RefSeq names its product protein JINGUBANG. The coding region runs from base 103 to 1287 and encodes 394 amino acids. Gene Ontology annotation, molecular function: protein binding. Lineage: Eukaryota; Viridiplantae; Streptophyta; Magnoliopsida; Malvales; Malvaceae. The record is from RefSeq and is a predicted model, not a curated record. The transcript has a single exon.
UCAAGAAAUCCGUGCCUUUCUUUAGACCCCGCUCCUCUCUUUCUAUAGCUGCUCUCUGUCUCUCACACUCGUACAGGCGCAGAGGAGCAUAGAGUUCAAGAAAUGGUCCUUAUUACAAUGGCUCCUUCAAUGCAUGAAUUUUCAGCUCCCUUACUGUCAUCUGCCACAAGCAGUAGAAGCUGCAGCAUUAGCAGCACAAGCAGUGAAGCUGAUGAUAAUAGCCCACCCACAUCUCAUCGUUUUGAGCUUCGAGAUGUGGCCACCACAUAUGAAUUUUCAUGCAAAUCAUUGGCAGUGCUGUCCGGGCAUAUUGGUUCAGUUUCUUGCUUGGCUUUAUGUGGGGAAUUCAUCUUAAGUGCAUCACAAGGCAAGGACAUUAUAGUGUGGCAACAACCUGAUUUGAGGCAGUUCACAAAGUUCGGCCAAGGUGAUGGCUCGGUGAAAGCGCUUGUGGCUGUAGGCAAUAAGGUUUUCACUGCACAUCAAGAUAGUAAAAUCAGGGUAUGGAAGGUGUCAACAAGCUCGGAGAACGUCUUUAAGCUGAUCAACACACUUCCUACUACUAAAGACUAUUUGGGAAAGUUCAUGAAGCAAAGCAAUUAUGUCCAAACUCGUCGGCAUCACAAGCGAUUAUGGAUUGAACACGCAGACAGUAUUUCUUGUUUAGCAGUGUAUAAUGGGUUAGUUUAUUCAGGUUCAUGGGAUAAAACACUUAAAGUAUGGAGGAUAUCUGAUUUGAAAUGUUUAGAAUCCAUUAAAGCACAUGAUGAUGCUAUCAAUAGCUUAGUAGCUUGUAAAGGAAUUGUGUAUUCAGCAUCUGCAGAUGGGAAAAUAAAAGCUUGGGGAAAACAUGGGAACACCUCUCAUUCAUUGCAAGGGAUUUUAGAGGGUCAUAAAGAUGUUUCAUUGAAUUCAGUCACUGUUUCAGAGGAUGGAAAAUGGGUCUAUGGAGGUGGUUCAGAUGGGUAUAUUAUGGGCUGGGAAGGGAAUGCCAAUUUUAUUAGUUGGAAAUUAGUGAGUGAGACUAGAGCACACCAUAUGGCUGUUUUGUGUAUGUGCCUGAUGGGAGAGGUUUUGUGCAGUGGUUCAGCUGAUAAAACCAUAGGUAUUUGGAAGCGAGAGGCUUAUGGUAAACUUUGUAAAAUUGGGGUCAUUAAUGGUCAUCAAGGACCAAUCAAAUGUUUGCAGGCAUCACCCUGUAAUGUUGGCAAUGGUUUCUUGCUCUAUAGUGGUGGCCUUGACAAAACAGUAAGAGUCUGGUGGGUGCCCAAGAGGUUUGCUAUAUAAGUUAGUCAUCAAUUUUUUUUUUGUUUGUAAUGAAGUACUGCUUCCUCUUUUAAUCGUUUGUAGUGCUUCAAUAGUUUAUUUGUUGUUAAUUAGUUUUGUUUGAACUUAAGAACUUAGGAAAAAUCUUUUAUUGAAGCUUUGAGAAGAUAUGGUUUAGGGGUUCAUGUUUUAAUGUGCAGUUUCUUAGGGUAUAUUUGUCAGUGAUCGAUUUUUUGUCUUAUUGUUUUCAUACGGAUUUUUUGAAUUCUUGUGAAUUGUAAUUAGUCAUUUGUGAAAAGAAAAAAUAAAGAAUGUAAUAGUUUGCUUUAUUUGUUCAA